AUGAAGAGCGCCAGCAACGGCGGCGCCAACGGGAAGCGGAAGCGGGAGGAGGAGGAGGGGGACUGCCGCUACAUCCGGCUGGAGCGCCGCGCGUCGCCGCGGUCGUUCGUGCGCAAGUUCCGGCUGCCGAAGGACGCAGACGCGGGCGCCGUGGCCGCGCGCUGCGAGAACGGCGUGCUCACCGUCACCGUCAAGAAGCAGCAGCCGCCCGAGAAGAAGACCAAGUCCGUCCAGGUCGCCAUCGCCUGA
This is a messenger RNA of Triticum turgidum subsp. durum (durum wheat), 249 nucleotides long. Lineage: Eukaryota; Viridiplantae; Streptophyta; Magnoliopsida; Poales; Poaceae. The record is from the annotation of a GenBank genome assembly.